UGAAGCUGCCAUGCUGUUAGGAAUCUGUGAAGGAUUUCUAAUGGCGAACCGGUCUCUAAAUAUGCGUCUGUUGCAAGGUUUCUGUACAGACCCGAUUCCCGUAGAAACUUCCACGCUUUUCAAGCCUUGUUGCUUGUCUAAGCGGCUAAUAAACUUUCUUCAUCAGUGCAACUUUCCUCGUCGAUGAGUGUCAAGAGGGUCAUCUCUUUUUGAAAUGGUAGUCUUGGAGGUAGACAAGAAAUUGCUUCAGCAGCUUGAAGAGUUGGGAUUCCCAAGAGCCCGAGCAGCCCGGGCACUUCAUUAUUCUGGUAAUACUGGCAUUGAAGCUGCUCUAGAUUGGGUCAUUGACCAUGAGAAUGAUUCAGAUAUUGACCAGAUGCCCUUGGUAGCAGUUAACAUUAGCAUCGAGUCUCCUCAACCAUCAGAUAUCACAGAAGUAAUGAAGAAUAAAGCAAAAGAACUCAGGGAUGAAGUUCACGAGAAGGAAGAGAAGGAAUAUGAAAGAAUUAAGGAAAAGAAGAGAAUUCAAGCAAGUAAGGAGCUUCUUGAAGCAAAACAAAUUGCAGAGGAAAAUGAAAGAAAAUGUAAUUUAGUCUUGCGGAAAGCAGAGAAAGAAGAAGAAAAAAGAGCAAGGGAAAAAAUUCUUCAGAAAGGAGCUGAUAAGCUAGAAAGGAGGCGGUGGCUUGGUUUGCCAUUGGAAGGUCCUGCUCUGAGGCCCUCUCAACCUGUGAUGCUGGAAAGUGGAAAUUCAUUACAUGUAAAAUCUGUCACAAAAGCAGAAAAAAUGAGAGAAUGUUUAAGGUCUAUCAGGCGCAAUCACAGGGAUGAUGAUGCCAGGGUUCAAACAGCUUUUCAGACUCUUUUGGUUUGUAUUGGAAAUGUUGCAAAAAAUCCUGAUAUGGAGAAGUUCAGGAAGAUUAGACUUAAUAACCCGUUAUUCCAUGCUAGGGUAGGGAGUUUAAAAGGAGGAACUAAGUUUCUUGAGCUUUGUGGAUUCGAGAGAAGUGAAGGGAGUGAGUUCUUGUUUCUUCCUCGAGACAAAGUUGACAUCGAAGCAUUACGAGCAGCUGCUUUUGAAUUGAAGUCUGCAAUGACAAAUCCCUUCUUUGGUCUUUUUUAGGGUUAAGAGAAGGUUAAUGCCAUACCAAGCUUGGUUGAAUUAGUUUCUUUUCCACAAAUUUAUGUCUCGUUCAAUUAGGUUUCUGUUAUUUUUUUACUAUUUGAACUUUGAACCAUUUAACUGUUAUUCAGAUAUAUAUUGUUUAAGAAAUGUAAAGACUUUAAUUAUUCA
Molecule: messenger RNA, 1291 nt
Organism: Carica papaya (papaya)
Lineage: Eukaryota; Viridiplantae; Streptophyta; Magnoliopsida; Brassicales; Caricaceae
Molecular function (GO): protein binding
Source: RefSeq, a predicted model, not a curated record